This is a messenger RNA of Ceratotherium simum simum (southern white rhinoceros), 1202 nucleotides long. RefSeq names its product GIPC PDZ domain containing family member 3 (gene GIPC3). The record is from RefSeq and is a predicted model, not a curated record. Gene Ontology annotation, molecular function: protein binding. Lineage: Eukaryota; Metazoa; Chordata; Mammalia; Perissodactyla; Rhinocerotidae.
CCCGCCGCGCCCCGCGCGCGCCCGCGCCUCGUCUUCCGCGCGCAGCUGGCGCACGGCAGCCCCACGGGCAAGAUCGAGGGCUUCACCAACGUCCGCGAGCUCUACGCCAAGAUCGCCGAGGCCUUCGGGAUCGCGCCCACCGAGAUCCUGUUCUGCACCCUGAACAGUCACAAGGUGGACAUGCAGAGGCUGCUGGGCGGCCAGAUCGGCCUGGAGGACUUCAUCUUCGCCCACGUGCGCGGCGAGACCAAGGAGGUGGAGGUCACCAAGACGGAGGACGCGCUGGGGCUGACCAUCACCGACAACGGCGCCGGCUACGCCUUCAUCAAGAGGAUCAAGGAAGGCAGCAUCAUCAACCGCAUCCAGGCCGUGUGCGUGGGCGACAGCAUUGAGGCCAUCAACGACCACUCCAUCGUCGGCUGCCGCCACUACGAGGUCGCCAAGAUGCUCCGCGAGCUGCCCAAGUCGCAGCCGUUCACCCUGCGCCUGGUGCAGCCCAAGAGAGCCUUCGAUAUGAUUGGCCAGAGGAGCCGGAGCAGCAAAUGCCCGGUGGACGCGAAGGUGACCAGCGGGAGGGAGACCCUGCGGCUGCGUUCUGGGGGGGCUGCCACGGUGGAGGAAGUGCCCAGUGAAUUCGAGGAGGAGGCAUCGGGGAGGGUGGACGACCUGCUGGAGAGCUACAUGGGCAUCCGGGACCCAGAGCUGGCGUCCACCAUGGUGGAGACGUCCAAGAAGACGGCCAGCGCCCAGGAGUUUGCGCGCCAUUUAGACUCCGUCUUGGGCGAGUUUGCCUUCCCCGACGAGUUCGUGGUGGAGGUGUGGGCCGCCAUCGGCGAGGCCAGGGAGGCCUGCGGCUAGGCUGCUCCGGGGCGGCCCGCAGCCCCAGCCCCGAGCCCCGGCCCCCGCCCCCGCCCCAGCCCUGCUCCAGAACUCAGCCCUCCUCCAGAGCCCAGGACAUCUCUGAGACCGAGUUCACGUCUAGAACCCAAACCAAUUCCGAGACCAAGCCCAGCUCUAGACCCCAGGCCAGCUCUGAGACUAAGAUCAUCUCGAGAACCCAAUCCAGUUCAGAGACCCAGCCCAGCUCCAGAAGCCAGCCCUCCUCUAGCACCCAGGAGAGCCCUGGGGCUAAGCCCAGCUCUGACAUCAAGUCGAGUUCUGGAACCCAGACAAGUUUUCAGACCCAGCCCAGCUCUGGGAUC